GGUAGUAGAGGUAGUGGCAGGCAUUCUACGCCCUUCUCUGCAUUCCUAAUGUGGCCCUGUCAGAGCAGUCCAGACUUUACAGAGGAUCACGUACAGGAGGAUCACAUACAGGAGGAUCACAUACAGGAGGAUCACAUACAGGAGGAUCACGUACAGGAGGAUCACAUACAGGAGGAUCACAUACAGGAGGAUCACAUACAAGAGGAUCACAUACAGGAGGAUCACAUACAGGAGGAGAAUAUAGAUCAGACCGGAAGAAGGAAGCCUGAAGAGACUGACAGAGAGUGUCAGAGAGAGGUGUGAGAGAGAAAGAAGUAGAGAAAUAUUUGUUUUUGAGUCAAGUCAGGGAGAGGGGGCAGGGAGAGCUCAGAGAGAGAGAGAGAGAGCUGUCCAAGGAAGUGGAAGAAUAUCGUAGUACUGACUGUUUCUGAAUACGACCAAAGAGAUCGACAGGAAGAAAAACAUUGGUGAGAAAACAAAAAACAGCCAUCUACAGUCGGUUUCAGUAGGUUAUAGGGUAUAACCGCCUUAGCGUACCGUACAUGACACCAGGAUCUGACUAGAACUAGCAUUGCCAUGGUGACCCUGGACACGCGUACCCUGACAGUGCCCGUGGGCAUCGUGAGAAUGCUGGAGGUGGUCCUCACCUGUAUCUCCUUCAGCCUGGUGGCCUCGGUGGGUCACUUCGGCUCAUCCUACUGGGCCUGGUGCAUGUUCACCUGGGUCUUCUGUUGCUUUGUCACCCUCCUCAUCCUCAUCAUGGAGUUCACCACCCUCCAUGCCCGGGUACCCAUCUCCUGGGAUGACUUCACCACCGCCUUCGCCAUGCUGGCCACGCUCAUGGUGCUGGCUGCCUCCAUCAUCUACCCCACCUUCUUCACCUGUGUCUCCUGUGGGAAGCAGAUCGCUGCCACCGUCACUUCCUGCCUGGCCUUCAUCUUGUAUGCCACGGAGGUGGGCCUGACCCGGGCCAAACCAGGCGAGAUCAGUGGCUUCCUCUCCACCGUCCCAGGCCUCCUCAAGGUCCUCGAGGCCUUCGUGGCCUGCAUCAUCUUCAUCUCGCUGGACCACAGCCUCUACUCGCAGUUUCCAGGGCUCCAGUGGUGCGUGGCGGUCUAUUCGCUAUGUUUCAUCUUCGCCCUCAUCAUCAUCCUCUUUACUAUCUGCCGCCUGCUGUCGCUCUUCCCGUUCCCGUUCGACAAGGUGCUGACGGGCUACAACGUGCUGGCCGUGCUGAUGUACAUGACGUGCGUGGUGAUAUGGCCUCUCUAUAGCUUCCAGAACAACCACAGCAGACCCAGCGGGUGUGGCCGCUCCUGCGACUGGGAUAACCAGGUCGUAGUGGCAUUCAUGACCUGUUUCAACCUUGUGGUUUACAUCGUGGACACGGUCUACUCUUUCAGGCUGGUGUUCUUCGUCACCCCGGCAUAGGUCAAAAGUCAAAGGUCACCCACCUUACCCAACCUGAGCACUGGCCCUGAAACACAGUGCCGGAUCUUAAACGAUAGACUGAACUUUGCUUUUGUAUGAAUACAGCUAACUGCAAUCAUGCUGUUUUUUUUGGAACACUAAUUCGUAUUGAUAGAAUGUUUCUGUAUGGUGGAUAAUAACCGUUUUACUUGGCCAGAUUACAUUUUUGUGAAUGAUAAUGCUUCGUCAUGCAUAAAAUGGGGUUAUAAUUCUGCUAGCAAUUCACAAACCAUGAGGUGGAUAAGAAUGUUGUAGAACGCUUGGAUCCGUACGUAGAUUCAACUUGUAUUUUUUCUUCCCAUCUCAUGUCUUUAAACUACACAAGGAACCAUGCAGUGCACCCUAUUCAGUCCACAUGGGCUGUAAUCAAAAGCAAAUAGAAAGAUCAAAGAGCUGUUCUUGAUAUGUUCAUUUUCUUCUCUUAUUCUGUUCUCCAUUUUAUCUCUGUCGCUCUGGCCUUGAUUCAAUCAAUUCAGCGUUAACCCCUGAUAAGUGACAACUGCAUAGCUGAUCAUUGUUUUUACUGAUUUGACAGCUCCAACGCAGUUACACCUUCGUCAUGGCCCAAAUACAAACAGAUCUGCUAUGCAGUUGUCGGUUAUCACGGGUUAACGCUGAACUGAUUGAAUCUAGGACUCUGUCUCUGUCUCUGUCUCUGUCUCUGUCUCUGUCUCUGUCUCUGUCUCUUUCUCCUCAUGUGUCUACUGUACCUAAUCUAAUCUUGACAAACACACAGUCCAGACAGAUAUGACAGAAUUCAGCUCAAACAUGAAUCUGAAUAGGUACACAUAACUAUUGACAUUUAGCUGACAUGUGACUAAAAUGUUUUAAUAA
Messenger RNA from Coregonus clupeaformis (lake whitefish), 2304 nucleotides. Its product is annotated as myeloid-associated differentiation marker-like. The transcript has 2 exons. The record is from RefSeq and is a predicted model, not a curated record. Lineage: Eukaryota; Metazoa; Chordata; Actinopteri; Salmoniformes; Salmonidae. The coding region runs from base 577 to 1431 and encodes 284 amino acids. Gene Ontology annotation, cellular component: membrane.